Messenger RNA from Malus domestica (apple), 1590 nucleotides. RefSeq names its product protein phosphatase 2C 56-like. Gene Ontology annotation, cellular component: nucleus. The record is from RefSeq and is a predicted model, not a curated record. NCBI's taxonomy places the organism in Eukaryota, Viridiplantae, Streptophyta, Magnoliopsida, Rosales, Rosaceae. Gene Ontology annotation, molecular function: protein serine/threonine phosphatase activity; cation binding. Gene Ontology annotation, biological process: peptidyl-threonine dephosphorylation.
CCUCUCUCUCUCUCUCUCUCUCUCUCUCGCUUGCUUCGGAACAUGGACUCCACAGAGGUCGAGCAACUCGGGCGAGUCAACUCACUCCCCUACGUUGAACUGGCAUCGACGAGCUCGAGCGUGAGCCUGUCCUCGGUACUCACCUCCGAGGACAACAGAAGCGCGACGAGCUCCGGCGAGGUCUCGCGGACGACGACGAGCAGCUCUGGCGAGAUUCCGGCGCUGCUGGUCCCAAGUCUGGUCGACCCAGCGCUCUCGACCGCCGAAGAAGUGAGAGUGGCGGUUGCGCGGCCCAAGUGCGUAGGGAGGAACAACAAGGGAGUGACCUGGGGUUUCACUUCGGUGAUUGGGAGGAGGCGAGAGAUGGAGGACGCCGUCGCUGUGAUUCCGAGCUUCAUGUCUCGCUCGUGCGAUCACGUGGGCGGUUGUACGGCUCCCGGUUCCAGAUCCUCCUCCGAGAUCUCACCCGUUCAUUUCUUUGGCGUCUACGACGGCCAUGGCGGCAAUCAGGUGGCUAAAUUUUGCGCUGAGAGAAUGCAUGAAGUGAUUGCACAGGAGUGGGAUCGAGAAACGAUUGACGGCUAUGAAUGGCAAAGGAGGUGGGAAGCGGCCUUCUCGAUUGGUUUUGAGAGAGCUGACAAUGAGCUCAUGGCAGAGUCAGUUGCGCCGGAGAUGGUUGGAUCAACUGCAGUUGUUACGGUUCUAUCUGGUUGCCAGAUUAUCACAUCUAAUUGUGGUGACUCUAGGGCUCUUCUUUGCCGAGGGACCGAAACAAUCCCCUUAACUGUUGAUCAGAAGCCGGAUAGAGAAGACGAACUCGAGAGGAUUGAAGGAGAGGGAGGGAAAGUCAUAAACUGGAAUGGAGCUAGGGUGUUUGGAGUUCUUGCCAUGUCCAGAGCUAUAGGUGAUAGGUAUCUGAGGCCUUGGAUAAUUCCAGUUCCUGAGGUGACAUUCAUGACGCGGACUGACGAGGAUGAGUGCUUGAUUCUAGCAAGUGAUGGGCUUUGGGAUGUCAUGACUAAUGAAGAAGUUGGAGAGGUGGCUCGUCAUCAUUUAAGAAGGCGGCGAAGGUCAAUCUCCACGCUUGACGAUGUUUCUCCAGCACAAGUUGUUGCCGAUCAUCUCACUGAAAUAGCAUAUGGAAGAAAUAGUUCAGACAACAUAUCCAUUGUCGUCGUUGAUCUGAAAACAAAAAGAAAACGCCAGCAAAGGCUAUGAGGAGGGGGGGAGUGAAUAACACAAAUCUUUUUCUCUCUUUCUAUAAAUCCAAUUCUAUCUCAGCCUCUCAAGGAAUUCAGGAGGCAAGAGCAGGAAAGAUCUAGUGACUGUCAACCGGUUGCGCAUCUUCAGCCUUCAGCAAACUUUAUCUGACCUGUACAGAGCUGACUUGGUCGAUCACUUCAAACUGUAACAACUGGAAACCAGUUUGUUACUGCAGAACACUAGAUCAAUCCUCAAUUUUAAUUGGUUUGGUUGAGACAACAGUAAAAGAUCAUUUUCAUAAGUUGCAAAUUGUUCAAUCAUAUUUGCUUGAAGAAAAGAAAAGAAAAGAAAAGAAGCGCGAUGGCAAGAAAGAUUUCUUUUUAGUUA